Messenger RNA from Alternaria alternata, 660 nucleotides. RefSeq lists its product as hypothetical. Bases 60 to 296 code for a protein of 78 amino acids. The transcript has a single exon. NCBI's taxonomy places the organism in Eukaryota, Fungi, Ascomycota, Dothideomycetes, Pleosporales, Pleosporaceae. The record is from RefSeq and is a predicted model, not a curated record.
AUGACCCAGCUCAAAGAUUGGGUUCAUCUAACAGUCUCGUCUGCAUUGCACAGCGCGGUAUGGGACUGUUACGAGCUUCCUUCGGGGAUCUCGGCGGGGCAAUUUUUGCUGGUCUGCUUUCGAGCUUUUCAUUGAUUCCAUCGCCCUGGCGGUGGAUUGAGGAAGAGCGUACACGUUAUGUUGCCGUUUCGCUUGCGUGUGCAGUCAAACCCACCAGGAUUUUGAGCACAACAUGGGAAGAGAUCUUUGAUUCGAUGUGUACUACCCAUGACAGCCGCAUACCGCAUGCUCUCUAAUUCUGAGAGAGCCUCGUUCUCGCUAUACGCGAUUUCUGUAGUGUUUGAUCACCUCGCGAUUAGCAAACGUCGCGAUGAGUUUGCCGCAAGCCCUGAGGGGCGGCCUACACAAUCCAGCCUCUUCAUGUCGCGUAAUUAAGGGCUUCGCUUCUCUACUGGCAUUUUCAACAUGAGCGCGAUUCUCAAUGCCGCGCAUACAUUGUCCAGCUUCAUACCAGCGAGUUGCGAGUCGGUACAGCACCAGUGGCUACCCAAAGACGUGCGCAAAUUGGUCUGGUAAUGCUAGGGCGGCGCCGUUCUUCGGGGCUGCCACGUCAACAUCCAAGCUUUACCAUCUUCCUGUAGUCGACACAGCUUCAACGAA